This is a messenger RNA of Heterobilharzia americana, 1155 nucleotides long. Lineage: Eukaryota; Metazoa; Platyhelminthes; Trematoda; Strigeidida; Schistosomatidae. The record is from the annotation of a GenBank genome assembly.
AUAGGCUACUUGACUUACUUUUCUUAAUACUAAAGGCUACUAUCCAACCUUCAAGUAUGUGAGAUGAAAGGAUUGCAAGGAGGCGGUUUCGACUAAUUGCGCUAUCUUGUUAGGUUUUUCGUAGUUUCAUUUCGACAAAUGCAUCAUUUAGACUGUUGUUUUUACACAGUAUUUAUAACUGUCAUCGGGCUUUUCCUCUGUGUGGUUUCUGAAGAGUUGUCUGUUGAGCCUAUUGCUCAAGCGUUACGUGUCGGUGAAUCCGGGGUUUUCGAGUGUUCUUUGGAGAAUUCAACUCAUACCGAAUACUUACAAUGGACACUUCCUGAUAAUACAGUUUUGUUAAAUGGUAACCAGUCAGUGGAUGGUCGAUUUGCCAAUGAAAAUGGUAUUCUUAAAAUGAACAAUCUUACUUUACAUGAUUCUGGUGAAUUCCUUUGUGAAGAUCCUCAAACCAGUAACAACGUAACAGGUCAUCUCAAGGUUUAUAUUAUGCCAUCAUAUAUACUCGAAGGAUCUGUUGUAAUUGCUAUUAAUGGUGUCCUCUUGAUUUUAUUCAUCUACUCAAUCAUAAAGACUUACCGAGAGCAAAAUCGCAAGGAUCGUAUGCAUGCCUUUUAAAUGCUAUUCGAUGAUAUAUACAGAUAGAUUUCUAUCAGUUCAUUCUGCAAAAUAAUCUAAUUCCCCUUUAUUGAUGUCUGUGUAGUGUUGGAGCGAAAUAAUUUGUAAUUCUAGUGCUAAAGGACUACCAUAGUUUAAACAUCGUUCUUCCUUACUUAUGAACUGCACCCUACUGUAGAAAACUAAUAAUUUGAUAAGGUUCAUUGCACAGUUAUUUUGCUUAUCUAUUUCUUUGUUGUCUUCAUACAGAACCUGCUCAUCUUUGUGAUUUAAUUAAUGAAGUAAUGUAUCAUAACAUGUGUGUGUGCGAACAAAACUAUAAUGCUCCUUUAUUUUGUAAACUGAAUUUUCCACCAAUUUUCUGUGUAUACGCACACAACUCCAGUAAUAGUCUUUCAUUAAAACUAGCAAUUUUGCAAUCGGUUCAUUUAUUUUGCUUUCUUAACUUUCGUGAUUUCAUUUGUGUACGUGCUUAUGUGUGUAUGUUUGCAAAUCGAUAACCAGACGAAUAACUUUCAUAUUAUACUUGAAUUAUUU